AUGGAUAGACUCUUGGGCAUACAUACCCCAUCAAGCGAUGGAUUAAUCAAACGAUCAACCGAGCCCCACCACCAGGGUCGGUCCAAGACAUCAAGAGCUCUCUCCAUUGUGAUUGAGUGGAGUGAUCUUGCCAACACACUCACUCGCUCGCUGGCUCACUCACACACAACGAAGCGUCAUCCAAGCCACCUCCAACAACAAUACAACUUCGUAAGAUCGUUUAAACAC
Messenger RNA from Acytostelium subglobosum LB1, 228 nucleotides. RefSeq lists its product as hypothetical. The record is from RefSeq and is a predicted model, not a curated record. Lineage: Eukaryota; Evosea; Eumycetozoa; Acytosteliales; Acytosteliaceae. The annotation marks the transcript as partial. The transcript has a single exon.